CGUGGAGAAAAGUUCACUUUUUUCUCUCUCUCCAGCUGGACGUGAUCUCUGGUCAACACAAGCUGCGUUGAAGCCUAUCGGGCAAUGUUGGUUGUUGUCGGUGAUAUAGUGCCGCGUCCCGCGCAAUCCGCCUAGAAUAAAACACAUUUUCAGUCUGUUGCGGGACAGAAAGCAGCCGCGAAGAGCUCAGACAGGUCAUGGCAAAGAAGUCAACUCCAGGCUGGUUUGGAGUUUUUCUCUCUACGACGAUCAUAGCCGUUAUUGUGGGGAGUCCGGUCAGCGCUCAGCAUUUGAGGGGCCGGUUCCAUCGUCCCACCAGGACCUCUGAGCCUCUGGUGAUACCGGGCCGCAUUUCAAGGGUCUAUCUGAACCCGGAUCAGCUCAGACGGCUGCAUUUUAAGCCCACCAUCGGCUCCAUCCAGCUGUCAGAGGGCCAUAAGGCUAAAUUCAACUGCUCCAUCGACAUCCCCGAUGCCAGGCUGGAGCCCACCAUCCUCUGGAUGAAGAACGGCCUGGACCUGGCGGCAAACUCACAGGUGGUGAUCAACGAGCUCCAGACCGUCACAGACGUGGUCAUCACUCUAUUCUCCACUGUCAGCAUUAACAGAGUGCAGCGAGUGGAUGCUGGGGAGUAUCGCUGCAGACUGAACAUCAGCACCACAAUGGUAGAGUCUCGGCCCAUCACCAUUGAGGUGGAAGGUCUGCCGACAUUUAUCCAUCAACCGGAGGACAGAAAUGUAACAAGAAACACACCUUUCACAUUGUUAUGUGAUGCGGUCGGACCUCCGGACCCCGUUAGAAUCCGCUGGCUUCGCGAUGGAUUACCUUAUAGUGACUUUCAUAACUCUUCCAGCAACUACUCUGUGUCAGGUGUGGACAAGUACACUCAGUUCAGCUGCGAAGCUCACAAUCCGAAGGGUCUCACCACCUCCAGAGAAGCCAACGUCAACAUCAAAGUGCUUCCUGACCCUGUGUCUAAUGUUACUGUGAUGGAGAGGCAGUCCAAUAAGUUAAUGUUGAGCUGGAGCCCCGGAGAUGAUGGUUUCUCUCCACUGACUAAAUGCCACAUCAGGGUUAAAGAGGUGAGUCGGAGGCAAGGGGAAGUGACGACUACCAGGUACAUCAACGUCACAGUGCCGCCUUUCCAGUGCGAAGUCCCCGGGCUACAGGCGAUGACUUGGUACAACAUGAGCGUUUCGUGCAGCAAUGAGGUGGGAGCCUCUCCGGUCACCAUGUGGAUCCAGAGCAACACCACAGAGGGAGUGCCAUCAGUUUAUCCUCGAAAUGUCACCGCACAGCUGAAUGAGUCUUGGCUGGUGAUCAGGUGGAAACCUCCUCCGGAUGAUAAGAUAAAUGGCAUCCUGCGUGGUUAUGAUGUUAUUGUCAGACAUGGCACACACUUAUACAAGAGCCACAGUUACAACACCGUGGCCUUUGUAGAUGUGCAGGAAUUCAACACAACCUACAGUGUGGAGGUGGCUGCGUGCACGCAGGCAGGGAGCGGCAUGGUCAGCCCACGAGUCUGGCUGUUUGUGCCAGAGGACAAAUCAGUGGUGCCCCCAUCGUCCAGCCCUGACACCAGCGUUCCAGACUCUUUCUAUGUUGUGCUGGGCGUCAUGUGUAGCGUCUGUCUUCUGCUGUUUAUCAUCUGGGCGGGUAUCUGUGUACACAACAGGACUUCUGCAUCUUGGUUUGGGCGAGUGUUUGGAGGUGGAGAAAAGCAGCAGCCUUUUGUGCAGUACACACCCGAGAGGUCCUACAAUCGAUCAGGCAUAGGAAUCACAUUUGGGAACCUUGGUAUUAGUGAUGAACUCCAGGCCAAACUUCAGGACGUGAUGGUCAUGAGGAACUUGCUCUCCAUAGGGAAGGUUCUUGGAGAGGGUGAAUUUGGCUCCGUGAUGGAGGGACAUUUACAACGACCAGAUGGAAGAUCAGAGAAAGUUGCUGUGAAAACGAUGAAACUGGAAAGCUUCUCUCAAAGGGAGAUUGAAGAGUUCCUGAAUGAGGCAGCCUGCAUGAAGGAUUUUAACCAUCUUAAUGUCAUCAGACUGCUCGGUGUGUGCUUGGAAGUAGGCGCAGGACAUUUUCCCAAGCCGAUGGUCAUCCUGCCAUUCAUGAAAUAUGGAGAUCUUCAUAGCUUCCUGCUGCGCUCACGCCUGGGAGAAAGGCCAGUGUUCUUGCCCACUCAGACACUCCUGAAGUUCAUGGUCGACAUUGCUUUGGGUAUGGAGUAUCUCAGUGGUCGUAACUUUCUGCAUCGUGACCUGGCAGCUCGCAACUGCAUGCUGCGUGAUGACAUGACUGUGUGUGUAGCAGACUUCGGUUUAUCUAAGAAGAUCUACAGUGGAGAUUAUUACAGGCAGGGAAGAAUAGCCAAAAUGCCUGUGAAAUGGAUUGCAGUAGAGAGUCUGGCAGACAGACUUUUUACUGUAAAGAGUGAUGUGUGGGCAUUUGGCGUUACCAUGUGGGAGAUCGCUACACGAGGCAUGACGCCGUACCCCGGCAUCCAGAACCAUGAAAUCUAUGACUACCUUCUUGAAGGACAGCGACUGAAGCAGCCAGGAGACUGUUUGGAUGAGCUGUAUGAGAUCAUGUACAGCUGCUGGAGGGCCGAUCCGCUGGACCGUCCCGUCUUUACCCAACUGCGGGAAAUGUUAGAAAAGCUCACAAAAAAGCUGCCGGAGUCUUUCAGCAAGGACGACAUCAUCUAUAUCAACACCAGCUUUCCUGAAGAGGACCCCGAUGGAGGGACGCCUGCAGAACAUCCUGUGUUCAACUCGUCACCUUCCUGCAGCCAUCAAGAAUCCGUAGUCAUUGCGGACAUUCACGGGAGCAUGGAGGAUGAGGAGGAUGAUCGUUAUGUGGUGGUGAUCUCCUCUGAUCCUUCCAUGAGAUCUCCUACAGUGGACACUCCUCUUUUGUCAAGUGAUGCUUUAAGUCAAGCAAAUGGAGACACAGUUACUGACGUGACGGCGAUGGAUCACAGCUCAAGUGACACCUCUUUCCUGCUGUAAAGAUUGGUACCCAGCAGAUCAAAACUGUAAUAAAACUAUCACCAUGGUUCGUCAGUACAAAACAGUACGCCUCAUUGCACUGCGAGCACCUUGACAUUUCCUGAUGUGGACUUACUGGACAAGCAGUUCGUGCCAUACAUGGCCAGUUUACAUGUCAGUGUUAGGAAUGUUGUCCGUGUGUGUCAACAUCCAACAUGUUCAUGCAUGUGCCCUAAGCUCAAGAUACACUGAACUGUGAAAUUAUUUACUGUAUUGGAUUUUGUGUUGCAAUGUAAAUAUAGAAAUAUACAGAUUUGUAAAGUGAUCUUAUCUACUGUAAAGAAAUAUAUGAUUUGAAGAUUUA
Molecule: messenger RNA, 3357 nt
Organism: Anarrhichthys ocellatus (wolf-eel)
Lineage: Eukaryota; Metazoa; Chordata; Actinopteri; Perciformes; Anarhichadidae
Gene: mertka
Product: c-mer proto-oncogene tyrosine kinase a
Exons: 19
Coding region: 198-3014 (938 amino acids)
Biological process (GO): nervous system development; cell migration; positive regulation of kinase activity
Cellular component (GO): signaling receptor complex; plasma membrane
Molecular function (GO): ATP binding; transmembrane receptor protein tyrosine kinase activity; protein binding
Source: RefSeq, a predicted model, not a curated record